This is a messenger RNA of Sphaeroforma arctica JP610, 190 nucleotides long. RefSeq lists its product as hypothetical. The record is from RefSeq and is a predicted model, not a curated record. NCBI's taxonomy places the organism in Eukaryota, Ichthyosporea, Ichthyophonida. The annotation marks the transcript as partial. The transcript has a single exon.
AUGGAGGAGAGGUCUGAACUUUCGGCUCAACACGGCCAACCAACUGCCACGCCAAGCAACCACACCGCAGCGUUGCCACAGUAUACUCUACAAGCAGAACUACAUCUACCGCCACAGAAGAACGAGGGCAUUCUACCAGCGGUCACUUCCGUGAAGUUCAGUCCUGACGGGAAGUAUCUGGCUACUGCUU